Messenger RNA from Plasmodium knowlesi strain H, 330 nucleotides. RefSeq names its product conserved Plasmodium protein, unknown function. The record is from RefSeq and is a predicted model, not a curated record. Lineage: Eukaryota; Apicomplexa; Aconoidasida; Haemosporida; Plasmodiidae. The transcript is spliced from 3 exons. Bases 1 to 330 code for a protein of 109 amino acids.
AUGAGGAUUCGCUGUGGUAUUUAUGUUUUGGCGGCCAUGCUAUUUAUCAAUUCGAUAUUUGCCUAUAGAAGAUUAAAAGAUAUUAAUAACUUGCAAAUUUUAUCGCAGGGCUUUAAAGACAUAAAACCGACCAACUUCCACCAAAUUCGAUCGAGGGCUAAAUCUGCCGCGCCUGACCAGAUGAACAUUGACAUAAGCGAUUGGACCAUUUACAUAACGCACAAAACACCGUACUACAACACGGAGAAAAUAAAAAGCAUCUUAAUUUAUUCCAUGACGUACCCGUUUAAGGAGUUGGAAGAGUUUAAAGAGUACCUUUUUGAGGAAUAG